AUGACAAGCCAAUCUGAAAAGUUGUCCCUCGUCGAAGGCUCCCUAGCCAAGCUAGCAUCAUGGCCCUCACUCUACUGGAUUCUCUCAGCCAUACUCAUAUAUCAAAUUAUACGACACCUCCAGCAAAUCUUCCGAUCUGACCUACGAAACAUCCCCGGCCCUACAACCGCAAGACUCACCUCCUACUGGAGACCAUGGGUCCUCCUUGGUGGCCAAUGCCCAGAGGUGUACUACAACUUACACCGCGAAUACGGCCCAUUAGUACGCACAGCACCAAACGUAGUCUCAAUAUCUGACCCCUCCGCCAUCCCCAAGAUAUACGGCAUCGGCAGCAAAUUCCACAAAUCCCUCUUCUACACCGUCUUCGAUGUUGCCUACCAAAACUCCUUCAUGCCAAGCAUGUUCUCUGUCCGCUCCCCGCCACAGCACCAAGCCCUCCGCCGGCCAGUCGCCCAAAAGUUCUCCAUGACGGCAAUCAAGGCCAUGGAGCCGUUUGCCGAGGACGGCAUCGACAUCUUCAUCGCGGCGAUGAAGGACCUGCAGGGGCAGAAAGUCGAUUUCGGGGAGUGGCUCCAGUGGUAUGCGUUUGAUGUGAUUUCCGCGAUGACGUUUCACCGCCGCUUUGGGUUCAUGGAGGAGAGGAGGGAUGUGGAAAAUAUGAUUGGGGAUAUUAGCACGGGUUUGGUUGGUGCUGCGACGGUGGGACAGGUUCCUGAGUGGCAUGGCUGGUUGAUGGGGAGUAAGUGGUUGCCGUGGAUUUUGGGGACGCAGCCUUUCUUUAGGGUUCCUGAUCCGUUGAGAACGGUUGUCAAGUUUACGGAGGAUUGUAUCGCAGAGUAUGAUCGCCAUCCACCACAGGAGGAUAGACCGGAUCUCAUGGGCUGGUUGCGACAGGUCAGCGUCAAGGGCGAGGCCAUGCCUGAUAAAGACUUUGUGAAUCACCUUUCGAAUAAUCUUCUUGCUGGGAGUGACACAACCGCCAUAUCACUACGAGCCAUCAUUUACUACCUCGUCCAAAACCCGCACUGCUACAAGAAAGCCCAGGCGGAAGUUGACGCCGCAGAUCAGAAUGGCCAAUUGUCAAAUCACAUUUCCUACGCUGAAUGUCUUCAGCUGCCAUACCUACAAGCCGUCAUGAAGGAAGCGAUGCGGUGCCAUCCUGGAGUUUCCUACCCCCUGGAACGACUAGUCCCUGCUGGUGGUGAAGUGAUUUGCGGGCAGUACAUGAAAGAAGGUACAAUCGUUGGAAUAAACGCCGCGGUUAUUCAUCGUAAUACAGAGAUCUUUGGUGAAGAUGCCCUGCAGUUUAACCCAGAGCGAUGGCUGGGCUCCGACGAGGAACGCAUCAAAAACAUGGAUCGGAACUUGAUGACUUUUGGUUACGGUUCCCGCACUUGCAUUGGUAAGAACAUCUCCAUCAUGGAAAUGGGCAAGUUGGUUCCCACGAUUCUACGUGAAUUCGAUCUGGAGUGGGCGUCUGACGAGCCGAAUUGGCGGGUGUAUUCAUACUGGUUUGCGAGGCAAGAAGGUCUAAUUCUUCGGCUAAAGUCGAGAAUCAAAGAAGAUAGAUAG
This is a messenger RNA of Pochonia chlamydosporia 170, 1572 nucleotides long. Its product is annotated as cytochrome p450 oxidoreductase. Lineage: Eukaryota; Fungi; Ascomycota; Sordariomycetes; Hypocreales; Clavicipitaceae. The transcript has 6 exons. The coding region runs from base 1 to 1572 and encodes 523 amino acids. The record is from RefSeq and is a predicted model, not a curated record. Gene Ontology annotation, molecular function: heme binding; oxidoreductase activity, acting on paired donors, with incorporation or reduction of molecular oxygen; iron ion binding.